Molecule: messenger RNA, 939 nt
Organism: Vitis riparia (riverbank grape)
Lineage: Eukaryota; Viridiplantae; Streptophyta; Magnoliopsida; Vitales; Vitaceae
Product: putative disease resistance RPP13-like protein 1
Exons: 3
Coding region: 1-939 (312 amino acids)
Biological process (GO): defense response to other organism
Molecular function (GO): ADP binding
Source: RefSeq, a predicted model, not a curated record
AUGGACAGCCUACGCUCCCCUCUCUUGGAGGGAGCACCGGGAAGCAAGAUCCUCGUCACCACUCGUAAUCUCAAUGUUGCUACUAUGAUGGGAGGAGAUAAAAAGCUUUAUGAGCUAAAACAUUUGUCUGAUGAUGAUUGUUGGUUGGUGUUUCAAAAACAUGCUUUUGAAAACAGAAAUGUCAAUGAGCAUCCGGACUUGGCAUUGAUAGGAAGGGAAAUUGUAAAGAAGUGUGGAGGCCUGCCCUUGGCAGCAAAAGCGCUUGGUGGUCUUCUGCGCAGUGAACACACAGAAGAUAAGUGGAAUAUUAUACUAGAUAGCAAAAUAUGGAAUUUACCUGGUGAUAAGUGUGGCAUUCUUCCUGCGUUGAGAUUGAGCUACAAUCAUCUCCCUUCACAUUUAAAAAGGUGUUUCGCUUAUUGCGCAUUAUUUCCCCAAGAUUAUGAGUUUAAGAAGGAAGAGCUAAUCCUCUUGUGGAUGGCGGAGGGGUUAAUUCAACAAUCAAAUGAGGAUAAGAAAAUGGAAGAUCUUGGUGGUGAUUAUUUUUGUGAACUAUUGUCAAGGUCAUUUUUCCAAUCGUCCAAUAGCAAUAAAUCACGAUUCGUUAUGCAUGACCUUAUCAACGAUCUAGCUAAAUCUAUUGCUGGAGACACAUGCUUGCAUUUGGAUGAUGAAAGUGCACGUCUUUACCAUGCUUGGGCAGUUGCCAUCGCUCAAACAGUUGAGGAUCGAAGGAAUGGUUGGAGUAAAAAAAUGGGUGCAGAGUUUUAUGGAGAGACUCGUGUUUCUGCAGGUCUAAAGUGUCUACCUGAUGGCAUGAUGUUGAAGAUGAGGAACGACAGUACUGACAGCAACAACUUGUGUCUCCUUGAAGAGCUAGAGAUAUACAGGUGUCCAUCUCUCAUUUGCUUUCCAAAAGGGCAAUUACCCACACCUUAA